UCGGAUCUGCUGCUGGCGCCUUGGUUGCCAUUUUGACUGACGCCUUGUUCGGAGUAUCGUAAACAGUUUUGACUUCCGCUGACCACGUUCGGUGCGGUUACGACGAGGACGCUAUGUCGAAACGCAGGAUCGAAGUUGUGGACCCUUACGUUAAACGAAAAGCAGAUGGCUCAACAUCCAACAGCGCAACUGCCACAGGAUCCACGGCGGCCAAGAGUCAAGUGCAAUUCAAUCCCUAUACUUUGCUACCGUACACACCAAGAUAUUAUGAACUUUAUAAGAAGAGGAUAACUCUACCAGUAUUUGAAUAUCGUACUGACUUCAUGAGAUUGUUAUCUCAGCAUCAAUGUAUUGUUCUUGUUGGAGAAACUGGUUCUGGCAAAACCACUCAGAUACCACAAUGGUGUGUAGAGUAUUCAAGAGGUAUUGGAAACAAAGGAGUUGCUUGUACUCAACCCAGGAGAGUAGCAGCAAUGAGUGUGGCUCAACGAGUUUCAGAGGAAAUGGAUGUUGCCUUAGGUCAAGAAGUAGGAUAUAGCAUUCGCUUUGAAGAUUGUAGUUCACCAAGAACUGUAUUAAAGUACAUGACAGAUGGUAUGUUACUUCGUGAGGGUAUGUCUGAUCCCAUGUUGGAUGCAUAUCAAGUGAUAUUGCUUGAUGAAGCUCAUGAAAGAACGUUAGCUACUGACUUGCUUAUGGGUGUUUUGAAAGAAGUGAUCAAACAGAGACCAGACUUGAAACUUGUGAUUAUGAGUGCUACCUUAGACGCCGGCAAGUUUCAGCAGUAUUUUGAUAAUGCACCGCUUAUGAAUGUACCUGGUAGAACACAUCCGGUCGAGAUAUUUUAUACGCCAGAACCGGAAAGGGAUUAUCUGGAAGCUGCAAUCAGGACUGUCAUUCAAAUUCAGAUGUGUGAGGAAAUUCCUGGUGAUCUUUUGCUGUUUCUAACUGGCCAGGAGGAAAUCGAGGAAGCAUGCAAGAGAAUUAAAAGAGAAAUGGAUAAUUUGGGACCAGAAGUCGGUGAAUUGAAGUGUAUACCAUUAUAUUCGACCCUGCCCCCGAAUCUUCAACAGAGAAUAUUUGAACCUGCUCCAUGCACCAAGCCCAACGGUGCUAUUGGUCGUAAAGUUGUAGUAUCGACUAACAUCGCAGAAACGUCCUUAACUAUCGACGGAGUUGUCUUUGUGAUAGAUCCUGGUUUUGCCAAGCAAAAAGUGUACAAUCCUAGAAUUCGUGUUGAGUCACUUUUAGUGUCGCCUAUUAGCAAAGCCUCGGCGCAGCAACGAGCCGGUCGAGCUGGUAGAACACGGCCUGGAAAGUGCUUUAGAUUAUAUACGGAAAAGGCGUAUAAAAACGAGAUGCAGGAUAAUACGUAUCCUGAGAUAUUGCGUUCGAAUUUGGGAAGUGUCGUGUUGCAACUGAAGAAACUUGGUAUCGAUGACCUGGUUCAUUUUGAUUUUAUGGAUCCACCUGCACCUGAAACUCUUAUGAGAGCUUUGGAAUUGUUGAAUUAUCUUGCGGCUCUUGACGAUGACGGCAACUUGACAGAUCUCGGAGCAAUUAUGGCGGAAUUUCCACUCGAUCCUCAGUUGGCAAAAAUGCUUAUAGCGUCUUGCAAUCAUAAUUGCAGUAAUGAGAUACUCAGCAUCACAGCUAUGCUCUCAGUCCCACAGUGCUUUGUGAGACCGAACGAAUCAAAGAAGGCCGCAGAUGACGCAAAAAUGAAAUUUGCACAUAUCGAUGGUGAUCACCUCACGUUGCUUAACGUGUACCAUUCCUUUAAACAACAUAUGGACGAUGUUCAAUGGUGUUACGACAACUAUGUAAAUUAUCGGUCUUUGAAGAGCGGAGACAACGUGAGACAACAGUUGAGCAGAAUAAUGGAUAGAUUUUUGUUGAAGCGCACGUCGACGGAUUUUAAUUCGAAGGAUUAUUACAUUAACAUUAGAAAAGCUCUUGUUAAUGGCUUUUUUAUGCAGGUGGCUCAUUUAGAGAGGACUGGACAUUAUCUAACUAUAAAAGAUAAUCAGGUAGUACAGCUUCAUCCCAGCAGUUGUCUGGAUCACAAACCGGAAUGGGUUAUUUAUAACGAGUUCGUGCUCACUACUAAAAAUUACAUAAGAACAGUCACUGAUAUUAAACCCAUAUGGUUGCUAACGAUAGCGCCUCAAUAUUACGAUUUACAAAAUUUCCCUCAAUGUGAAGCAAAAAGACAACUGGAAAUGAUCCAGGCAAAGUUGGAGUCAAAGCCGUAUCAAGAAGGCUUCUAACCUCUAUAUAUUUUAGAUUGGAAAUCACGAGAAACUGUCAAAAAUGCUCAGUCAACUUGCUUGUAUCACAUCAAAUCUUGGCACAUAAUUUUUUCACGUAUCAAAACAUAUACAUACAUCACAUGAGAGAAACACAAAGGGAAUUUAAAUUUUCUGUCCUUCACUUGAGACAAAACAAAAACACAAAAUAUCUUUGUACAAGCCUAGAAAUGCUUGUAUAAAGAUAUGUACAAAAAAAUGUGGGAUGUAUAAAAAUUUAAAUAUUUAAAUAUUUUCGAUGCUUAAGCUCCAAAAAUCGAAAAAAAAAAAGCGAAUUAUUAGUUCGAGGCACAGCAAAGGAAUAGAUCAAUCAAUCAAUAAAGGGGGAUUAUUUAUGUAUAUUUAAGUAAGAAAAGAAUUAUAUAGUCUCUAAGUAAUUUUAACAGUAGAGUUCGUUAAUCGACGUUUAUAUUUGGACGCAUUCGGAAUAUCGCUAGAUAAUAUAAAAUAGAUUAAUUUUUGUAUUAAAUGUUGAUUAUAUAUCAUGAAGAAGGUAAUAUAUAAAAAUGGCCACUACAUUAAAGAUAUGAGCAUUCUAUAUUUAUGUAACAUUUAAACAAAUUAGACUUUUAGUGUAACACUAAAUCGUCCUCUCCUUUUUGUUUGCCACUUACAACACCAUUUUAGUGACUUGAUGUUUUGUGCUUUCGAAUAGAACAAAUUCAAACUCACUUGUAAUUACAUUAACAACAAAUUGCAGAAAAGCAAUGAUAUUUUCGAAAUAAAUGAAAAAAGAAACUUAUAUGUAAUAUGAUGAAGAAUAAUACGCUUAUUAUAAAUAGAUGUGUGUGUGUUAACUUUUGAUUUAAUUUGAGAUAACAAAAAACGAGAAAUAUUGAACAAAUUAACUUCUAAGUGGAUCUGUCGAGUCUGAGAGAAAAUAAACCGCUGAAGAACUUAUAUAACAAUAUAAUAAAAAAAAUACGUAUAUUUCUCAGAAUGUAAGAUAUAUUCAUCGCUAUUGAAACGCAUUUAACAGUGGCCAGUUUAUGGAAAAACGUUCAGUGUAACGCAUCAUCUUUGUUAGCACUCGAAAACAAAUAAACUUGAGUAUCCUAAGA
Molecule: messenger RNA, 3370 nt
Organism: Pseudomyrmex gracilis
Lineage: Eukaryota; Metazoa; Arthropoda; Insecta; Hymenoptera; Formicidae
Gene: Dhx15
Product: putative pre-mRNA-splicing factor ATP-dependent RNA helicase PRP1
Exons: 9
Coding region: 114-2270 (718 amino acids)
Cellular component (GO): intracellular anatomical structure; spliceosomal complex
Molecular function (GO): RNA helicase activity; ATP binding; RNA binding
Source: RefSeq, a predicted model, not a curated record